CUUAUCCUUCCACCACCCCUCGCUGUCUGAAUCGACCUGAGCGGGGCCUUGCCAUAGAGAUCUCUGCAUUUUGGCCCAUGGCCCAAUUGCGCGACUCUCCUCUCCUGCGCUCUCAGUGUCUGUCGCGCAUGGCUCCCGCACAGUCUACCCUGAAUUCCUUCCCGCUAGAACUCGCAGGCAAGCUUACGUAUGUUGGCUGCAUUCGUCUCCCGAGUCGGCGCACCGCCACCUACUUAAAUCUCAUCUGCGAGCUGCUCCGGUGCGCCCUGGCGAAAUGGGAUCAGCGAUUCUCUCCUUCGGCAUCAGCACGUCCCAUAUUCGCGAGCAUCGCCACGUCGGACAUCCAAUGGUCUGGGAGCUACCACUCGGGCCAGGCUUGCUUUGUUUCUGCGGCUUGGCCGUUGCAUAUGAACAGGGAACGUCGGGUGCAGACUGGUAUUGUGAAGUGGUGUGAUGUGCGAUGGCGUCUGCCAACCACUGUCUCUCGUGGUGCUCUUGGCAUAGAAUCAGAUACUGGCGUGCUCCAGCGACACACGGCUAACAUUCGCGUGGAUUCCCAGUCCAACGUGAGGCCGAGCACCGGUGCCGAACUUCUCGGAGUGGACAGGAUCUCAAGGCUCGCGGUAGUGAAAACGUUCACGCUCGAUUCAUCCCAGUGGAUUGACGACGGGCAUUCUCCCCGCGCAAGACAUUUAAACAUUGCCGUCGCCGAUCCCUCCACCGCGCAUCUUGCCAUUUAA
Messenger RNA from Rhodofomes roseus, 740 nucleotides. RefSeq lists its product as uncharacterized. NCBI's taxonomy places the organism in Eukaryota, Fungi, Basidiomycota, Agaricomycetes, Polyporales, Fomitopsidaceae. The record is from RefSeq and is a predicted model, not a curated record. The coding region runs from base 78 to 740 and encodes 220 amino acids. The transcript has 7 exons.